Messenger RNA from Trichobilharzia regenti, 666 nucleotides. The record is from the annotation of a GenBank genome assembly. NCBI's taxonomy places the organism in Eukaryota, Metazoa, Platyhelminthes, Trematoda, Strigeidida, Schistosomatidae.
AUGCAUAAGAAAACUACCAGGUCAACCACUACCAAAAGACCAGCCCCACCUAUUCCUGUCUUAUGCUGGCGUGAAGUCAGAAGUGAUCGGCGGAGUGAUUUCGUUCCGUAUUCUGAAUUGCACAGAAAAUUGUAUGAAAUAAACAACGAGCUUUCCAAAUUAGAAUUACAGGCUCGAAGUAUACAGACAAGAAUUAAAGAGAUGUCUGGAAAGGAUCGAAACGUUAAAGAAUUGCUGAAUCAAUGGUUGCAUACGGUGCAAAUGAAGGAUAAUCUUUUUAAAAAGGAAUCAGAGUUACUUCAAAGGCUUCGUUGUCAAGAAUUAGAAGAUCGGCAUGCGGAGUUGGAGUAUGAGCUACGAAUGCUAUUGGCUAAACAAGAUAUCCUUAAAACCAAAGAAGAAAAAGCACGAGAAGAAGAAUUAAUCGCUGAUUUAAUAUAUAUUGUGGAUAAAAGAGCUGAACUUGUAGAAUCUGUUGAAAAUGUAAAAGUCAAGGUCAGAGGUAGGUCAUCAACCCGAAAAUCUCUGGAAAAUAAAUUUAAAAAAUUGUGCCUGACUAUGAGUCAUGCUAGUCUACUACACAAAGGAUCAUCUGCACAGAAUUAUUCAACAAGAAAAGAUCGAAAAUCAAGAGCAUCAUCUAUAUUUCGUUUCAAGAACAAUUAA